AUGGCUCCUGGUUUCCACUUCUCCUGGUUGGCUCCUGGUUUCCACUUCUCCUGGUUACUGGUCGUCUGGUUGGUGGUAACUAUGGCAGAAGGACAAGAUGUAGUCACCCCUCCUAGAGGCUCACAAAAUAACAUGAACCCUACAGACUGCCAGAUCUUCACACUCACGCCUCCGCCCACCACAAGGAAUCCAGUAACAAGGGCCCAGCCCAUCACAAGGACACCCAUGGUUUAUUUUCCACCAAGACAGCUCCAGAACAGAAGCUCAUCUGAGGAGAGCACAGAGAAAUGA
Messenger RNA from Grammomys surdaster, 291 nucleotides. RefSeq names its product odontogenesis associated phosphoprotein (gene Odaph). Gene Ontology annotation, biological process: positive regulation of enamel mineralization. The record is from RefSeq and is a predicted model, not a curated record. The coding region runs from base 1 to 291 and encodes 96 amino acids. The transcript has 3 exons. NCBI's taxonomy places the organism in Eukaryota, Metazoa, Chordata, Mammalia, Rodentia, Muridae.